Molecule: messenger RNA, 4094 nt
Organism: Hemicordylus capensis (graceful crag lizard)
Lineage: Eukaryota; Metazoa; Chordata; Lepidosauria; Squamata; Cordylidae
Product: synaptosomal-associated protein 25-like
Exons: 8
Coding region: 550-1176 (208 amino acids)
Biological process (GO): exocytosis; synaptic vesicle fusion to presynaptic active zone membrane; synaptic vesicle priming
Cellular component (GO): plasma membrane; SNARE complex
Molecular function (GO): SNAP receptor activity; syntaxin-1 binding; voltage-gated potassium channel activity
Source: RefSeq, a predicted model, not a curated record
AGCCGAGCGAGCGCUGCGCAGGAGCGGGGCUGGGGGCCGCUGCGCUCCUGCCCGGAGGGGGCCCCGCUGCGGCGGACCAGCUUCCCCAGGGGCCCGCCGGGCGGCAGGCAAGGGAGCCCUCGGUGCCCGGGAAGCCCCAUCCCGAAUCUUCGCUUUUGCAGCCGGGCCAGACGCGCAGCAGACGGCUGGACUCCUCGCGCGCAGCAAACAGGUGGCUGCUCUGCCUCGGCUCUCCUCCUGCCCGGCCAACUUCUUCGUCGCGCCUUGUGGCAGCUGCGGAAGCCUCCUCCGCCUCCUCCCGAGUCCGAGCAGGGAGCCAUCCCCGGGCAGAGGCUCGUGGUUGGGGCAACCCCCGUCCGGAGCAGCCCAGCAGCAGCAGCAGCAGCAGCUCUUGCGUCUGGUUCGGCGGAGGCGCGAGCGACUGCCUGCCGAGUUCUCCUGGGCGCUGCUUCUUCGGAAACGGGGCUGGCUUGGAAGGUUGUGUGAGACCCUGGAGCCAUCCAUACAGGGAUAUCUUCCUGCUCACUGCCUUUUCCAUAAGACCCCAGGAUGGCAGCCAAUGGCGAGGUGGGACCAGAGGUGGAAGGCCUUCAUCGCCGCGCUGUCCAGAUCACGGAUGAGUCUCUGGAAAGUACCAGACGGAUGCUGCAGCUGGUAGAAGAGAGCAAAGAUGCUGGGAUUCGAACCUUGGUCAUGCUGGAUGAACAGGGAGAGCAACUGGAUCGGAUUGACGAAGGUUUAGACCAAAUUAACCAGGACAUGAAGGAGGCGGAGAAAAACCUGAAGGACAUGGCAAAGUGUUGUGGUCUUUUUGUCUGCCCCUGCGCCAAGCUAAAGAAGAUAAAAGCCAUCGAGGCCUAUAAGGCAGCAGCAGGCAACGGCCAGGACAAGGUGGUCUCUCGCCAGCCCUGCAUGGUGGCCGACGGGAAUCAGAUGAUGAUGAGUGGGCCGUUCAUCCAGAGGAUAACAAAAGAUGACGCUGAGGAAGAAAUGGAGCAGAACCUGACCCAGGUGGACAGCAUGCUGAGCAACUUGCGCAGCAUGGCCCUGGACAUGAGCAACGAAAUCGACAUUCAAAACAAGCAAGUGGACACGAUUAAGGAAAAGGCCUCUGAGAACGUGAUACGCAUCGAGCAAGCCAACAACCAGACCACUGAGAUGUUGAAGAAAGCCUGAGCUUCCCUACAGAUGCCUUCUAACCCCCUCCCGCCCCCUCACCCCCACCCCUAAAGAACCAUCAUGCACCCGAACCCCAGGCUGGAUUCAUAGAGAUCAAGGUGACUGGAGUCAUGGGUUCAGAUCAAGUUCCCCGUCUCGAAGCGUACCCGUUUCCUGAACAUGCCUGCCUGCUAACUCCUGGGAAGAAUAAUCAAGACACACCGGUUUGCAACUCAGCAAAGCCUUCAGAUGACCCAUGAUGCAAAACCUUUGGUCCUGCAGCCCCCAUGCACUGAAUUCAGAAGAGACAGCAGGGAGACACCGGGCAAAAACUGAUGUGAAGAGGGAGAGAUCUGUUAUCGGAUCUUCUGCCAUCUUUUUCUUUGGCUAAAAGCAGUUUGGGGAGCCCUAACUGGUUCCGGGGCACAGCACUGGGAGUGGGGGAAUUCACCCUUCCCCCACUAUACUUGUCAUGACCCCAGAUCCAGGAUCCACCCCCCAGUUGGGGGGUGACGUGGACAGUUCAGGAGAAGAGGUAAGGGCAGAAGACCCCGUGACUCAGUCUGGGUGACACCCACCCCCCAUGUUGUUUGGACCCCCAGAGUAGGAGAACUGGUGGAAACCUGGGCCCACACCAUGACUUGAGGACACAGCCAACUUCAUCCUCCUCUGACUUGGAGGAGUUCCCCUAGAGGGUCUGCCGAUCCCAGUAAAGAUCCCCACGGCUUAGAAAACUAGGCAAGGCUCCUUUAAGCACCAGAGCCUUUCUUAGAGAAGAAGUGGGCCCCACUCACUCUACCUGAGCAGCAGGAAUCAAAACCAGCAGUCUGCUCCAAGUUGCUGCUGGUGCAACGUCCCUCUUACUUUGCCAUACCCAGCUCCCCUGUCCCUGCUCGAAGCUAUCUGAGCUCCUGAACCCCUUUCUCCUUUGAGCUGUUCAUGGUCUCUGUUCCUCUCGGACCCUUGCCUUGGCAGGGAGCCUGGUUCAUCCUGGAACAGGAUAAGAACAUAGGAAGCUGCUAUAUACUGAGUCAGACCCUUGGUCCACCCAGCUCAGUAUUGUCUUCACAGACUGGCAGUGGCUUCUCCAAGGUUGCAGGCAGGAGUCUCUCUUAGCCCUAUCUUGGAGAUGCUGCCAGAGAGGGAACUUGGAACCUUCUGCUCUUCCCAAAGCGGCUCCAUCCCCUGAGGGAAAGAUCUUACAGUGCUUACACAGGAUAAUGCCAUGACCCAAAUAAACAUUGAGGCAAUGUCAUGAAGAAGGGGUAGGUUAAAAAAAACCCCAAAACCUAUGUCCACUGCGCCAUGGCCCUGAUCCAGCUUGCUGGCCAUCUAACCGCUGUCAUUAACAAAGAAAAAUACAUCGUGAGAUCCCACGUCACAUCUGCUUUGGCCCCAAAUCCCGUGCUGCACUCCUAGGCACACUUACCUGGAAGCAAGUCCAUGCUGAUAAGGUGGGAGUUCUUUCUGAGUAAACAUGCCUAGGAUUAUUGGGUGGUCGGAGUCCAGAACUUCCUACAGGCAAGAGCUGGUAGUUGCUGGGCAGAAAAAUGUUUCUCCACGAGAGGGAGAGUAAAUCUCCGUGUGAGCAGAAGUGCUCAUCCCCCUCGACUUCCAGGCCUAAGUCCAGGGCCUCCUCCACAGCCUCUGUGGGGGCCCAAAUCCUCUUUAGUCUGUCCCGGGCAGUGUGGUCACCCAGCUGAGCAUGAUGGUGCUUAAUUUGCAGGAGAGGGGGUGUCUCCAAAGGCCUUGAGGUCCAGGCUCCAAAACUACCUAGGUGCAUCUCUGUGUGUGAGCAUACAUCCAUAUAUAAAUGUCUGUGCUGUCUAGUUAGGAGCAUCAUCAGUAGUACCUGUAAUUCUGAUCAUUGAACAUGUUGAAAUGCUCAGGUACCUGGAGGGCAUGAAAUAGGUAUAUCAAGGCCACCCAAAGUGGGCUCCGUGGAGUCUCCACGGGAGGUACAGGAUGAGAUCUCCUGAAUUCUAGUGCCCCACCCACCCACUCCCUCCAAGAGGCAACUGUCUUAAAGCAGGGCUUCUGAACCUGGGAGUCUCCAGAUGUUGUUGGACUACAACUCCCAUCAUCCCCAGCCUUUGGCCACUGUGCUUAGGGGUGCUGGGACUUGUAGUCCAGCAGCAUCUGGGGACCCAAAGUUCAAGACCCCUUAUCACAGGGAAAAAAUUUUUCUGACUUCCUUUGAAGAUUCUUGGGUCUUUAUCCUUGGAAGGAACCCUGGAAUUUUAAAUAUUUUAAUUUAUUUUAAUUAUUUAAUUUAUUCAUUACACAUCUCUCCUUCCCCAUCUAGAAGCCCUGGGUUUACAAAUUUGCUUUAGAUUUCAUCCUAAUGAGGACUUGCUAGUUCCUGGUCCUAGUAGGAUGCUCACAGUAACAACAGAGAGACCUGAUGAUUGUGUCUUCUAAAUAAUUCUUUACCUCGCGGUUCCUUUAAAAAUAAAAAAGGAACCGCAACCAUAAAAGUGGCAAAAACCAACAACACCCCAGCCAUAAAAGCGCCGCCCCCAACAACAACCCAUAAAAGCACCAAAAAUAGUCUUUUAACUCUACAGAUGGGUCAAACACCACCUGUCUCUUCCCCCUCUCCGUUACAGUAGCCCAGUGGCCCGCUUUGCAUGCCCAAGGUUCCAGGUUCAACCCCUGGUAGCACCUCCAGGUAUAAGGACCAGGUAGCAGGUGACGAGAAAGGCUGCUUAGCCUGAGGUGCUGCUGCCAGCCAGAGUAGACGAGGCUGGAUGAGAGAGACCAGUGUCUGAUUCAGUGUGUGGCAGCUUCGUCUCUUCACCCCACCUACAUGUGUGGCCUGGUUUAAAUGCAGCUUGUCACUGUGAAUUUUGACAUUUCCGUUCUUGUCCAGUAUGACUUUCUAAAGCUGUGACCGUGUCGACGAGGUGGUUUUUAAAUGCACGAUUUUAAAAGGA